AAGAUCAGUGUAAGUUUUCAGAUUAUUAUUGUCACAUUAAAUUCCAUAAUGUUUAUUGUUUCUUUAAUUAUAAAUUAAGAUGAUAAUUGGGAAUUCAAUGAAAAUAAUUCUGCUUUCAUAUUUAAAUGCAGGCCUAAUUUAGUUAAUGCCAAAUAACUUCAAAUGUAAGAAAUCUAUGUUUAUGUCAGUUUCUUAUUAAAUUUCUCUUUCUAACUAUCUUAUAUUAAUAGUUUAAAAUGCAAAAAUAAUCUUCAAUAAGUAUUGUUAAAGGGGGCUAAAGCAGAAUUUACAAAUAUUUAAAAAUGAUGACACAGCAAGUUUUGUGCUUUAGAGCGUCUUUGAUUUCUCCCGUGUAGGGAUAAAAAUUGCAGGUAGAUAAACCGUUUCAUAUUUAUAACCAGGACAGAAUUCAAUCCAUGAUAGUUCAACUAUACAGUUAAACAGAAGAGAACUGUAACGAGUUUAUUUACCAUUUUAGAUUUAAUUUUGUCCCGAGCUUUUCAAUUGAAAUAAAAACAUUUUGGAAAUAUCCUAAAUAUUUUCAUAAAAUAAUAUUUAGAACCAGGACGUAGUUUAAUCAGGGUACAGAAUACAGACUACAGAGUACACAGUUAACCAGGAGAGAACUAUUGAGAAUAUAUAUUGAUAUUUAUAACCAGGACUUUUAAUCCGGGUGCAGUGUACACAAUUCAACAAGAGAUAAAUAGGAAAAUAUAUAAUAAUAGUAUUUAGAACCAGGCGGAGUAUAAUCAGGGUACACAGUUCAACAGGAGAGAACUAGGAGAAUAUAUAAUAAUAGUAUUUAGAACCAGGACGGAAUAUAAUCAGGGUACACAGUUCAACAGGAGAGAACUAGGAGAAUAUAUAAUAGCAUUUAGAACCAUGGGUUGGAGUAUAAUCAGGGUACACAGUUCAACAGGAGAGAACUAGGAGAAUAUAUAAUAAUAGUAUUUAGAACCAGGACGGAAUAUAAUCAGAGUACACAGUUCAACAGGAGAGAACUAGGAGAAUAUAUAAUAAUAGCAUUUAGAACCAUGGAUUGGAGUAUAAUCAGGGUACACAGUUCAACAGAAGAGAACUAGGAGAAUAAAUAAUAACAGUAUUUAGAACCAGGACGGAGUAUAAUCAGGGCACACAGUUCAACAGGAGAGAACUACGCCACCUUUACGUGUAACCUUGUUUUUAUGUAUGUUGAAUUCUACGAAAAAAUGGUUUUAAUAUUCAAUAUUUGAAAAUUUAGAAAAUGAUGCUUGCUGAACCAGUUUCAAUACUUCAAAACACAACAGUAGAGGAACCUGUUUUCCUAAAUAUAAACAAAACCACCACCAACAACAACAACAACAAUGUCUCCAAUCAAACAGAUGAAAUUGACUCCUUGUUAACACUACCGGGCUUUCUAGAGGAUGGAAUUGGUCUUCCGAGCUCCCUGAUGCAUGUUAUCUAUGGAGAAGUGGAGGAAGAGGAAUAUGGGACUGCUAGGAGCGGAUGCAAUGAUGCCUUCUCAGUUUUUGGAUUCCUUGCUUUCUUACUUGCUCUGGUAGAUCUUAUCAUGAGACUUCAGGCUGGUAACAAACGACGUAAAAGAGAAGAUUCCUCAACAUGUACCGUCAGGGUCUCCAGUCAAGAUAAUCCACAGCUAAAGGAAGGAACCCUGGCAGCCUACUCUAUGUUUCGUGGAUUUCUGAAUUCAAUGGAAAAUGAAGAAGAAAAUAAAUCUAGCUGCGCCAAGCUGUCUAUGUGUGAAGCUGCCAGAGAAGCUGCAAACCUGGGUGAAAUAGGUGAAGUAAUUGCAAGAGUUGGAAGUAUGAACGCUGUUGGUUGGCUCAGGAAUAUGGAUCAAAAGAUCGCUAAAGGGAUCAAGCAAGCUGGGCAUCUUGGAUCCAGAAAAGGGGAUUGCUCCGCUCUGUACAAAUGCUCUUCAAGACCUAACCAUUACCGACAUCCGGGUCAUUCCUUUCAGAACCUAACCAGGGGUUCACAAACAUUUUCUAAACUUGCUCAUCACAUCAAUUCAAACAAUUUGGACUGGGAGUCUAUAUUUUAGGAACAUGUGUGUUUUUGCCGCAAAUAAAAACCAAGAUAAAAAAUGUUUACUGUUUAUAUUAGUCACAUACAUAACUGCCAAAAAUAAGCAGAGCUAUGUUUAUACUUCAAGUUUAGUGUUGAGAGAGAAUGUUAGACAUAAUAUAUAAUUCAAAUUAUAUUGCAAGAAAAUCUGAAAACUUACACAAAUAUUUAGUGAGAGAGAAACUGUACAGAAAACACAUGUUCUGUGUGAUCAAGAUAGAUUUCAUGUAGUCGAUCAAUGAAACCCCAGUGGUUAGUAUUGAAUUAUAAAGGGGUCAAUCGGGUUGGGGAAGUUUGGGGGAAAUGGGGAUAAAAAGGGAUUACAUAACGCAAU
Molecule: messenger RNA, 2401 nt
Organism: Eurytemora carolleeae
Lineage: Eukaryota; Metazoa; Arthropoda; Copepoda; Calanoida; Temoridae
Exons: 7
Coding region: 1244-2044 (266 amino acids)
Source: RefSeq, a predicted model, not a curated record